Paralichthys olivaceus (Japanese flounder) is the source of this 990-nucleotide messenger RNA. NCBI's taxonomy places the organism in Eukaryota, Metazoa, Chordata, Actinopteri, Pleuronectiformes, Paralichthyidae. The record is from RefSeq and is a predicted model, not a curated record.
GAGAGGCUCCGGACAAUCUGCUGUGAGAGACAUCUGCAUCCCUUGUUUCUUCAAACAACAGAAGACGUGAGGGGAACUUCACUGACCCAGAGGAGAGUGGUGUCUGCGGAUGACGGUGGGAGACAGGACCUGUUCCUCUGACUGAUGGGUGGAUGAGAGCAGAUCUGAAGCUCUGUGGGAAUGAUGUGAAGAGAGUGAAGAGGAAGAAUGAUGUCUGGAGUCACACAUCACCUCUGAGUUUAUUCUUUUCCAUUCAGGGUCAGUGCGUCCACAGCUUUUAAAGCGCGUCACUAUAGUCUCAUUUGAUUUAUCUGGAGCUGAUCACUUUUUAAUCCAAGUUUCACAUCAUCUGAAGUUUAUUAUGGAAAAAAGGGUGUCUCCUGACCUGUGAUCAGUUUUAAAGUUUUCCAAAACAACAGGUUUUCUCGUGUAAUUUGAUCAAAGUGAGAGUUGAACAUGGCCAUCAACACGGACACAGACUUCCUGAAGUCCAGCCUGGGUGAAAGAGGAGAAGGAGGAGGAGGAGGAGGAGGAGGAGGCGCACAGCUGGCGGACUCUCUGGAGACGGAGAAGCUGCUGGCGGUGACCACAGAGCCCGGAGGCAACGGCCUGAAGAUGUCCACCUCUUUCACGGUCAACGUGGGCGGAGACAAGGGGCUGGAGGCCGACCAGAACGGCCACGGCGUCGGGGUGAGGUCGGGCUCCGUGGGGCAGCUGACCGCCGCCGCCCCGCUCUCCCCGUCCAAGGCCAGCCUGAGCCGCUCCUCCACCGGGAACGCCACCGUGCAGGAGACCCCGAAGCCCAAGGAUUACCUGUUCCUGGUCAUCUUCUCCUGCUUCUGCCCCGUGUGGCCCGUCAGCAUCGUGGCUCUGGUCUACUCCAUCAUGGUGAGCAUGCCUUCAGUGUACACUGUCUCUGUAGGUCAGCAGAACUACCAGGAAAAUGACCUGAUUAGUCUGAUUCUGGAGGAAAAGAGAUAUGAAGGAUGA